AGCUGUGGAGAGAGAGGGAGGAGAGCGCGAGCUUCAUUGAGGCCGAUUCUUGGGAAUUCUUGUGGAGUUCAGUGCAACCUGCCCAGGAUCUAAACCCAUGUGGAAGUCAUUGCGGACCUGCCCGGCUUCACGCGCGCUUUCCGGCUGAGCCAUUCACCCUCAGACGCAGCUGCGCAACAGCAGGUGUCUAGGAUAACCACAAUGAAGAAUUCCCUGGAUAUCCGGGACGGUGCGCCGGCGGCUUUAUCGAAAAUGGAGUCCUUAUCAGAGCUGUCGGAUCUGUACAUAAAUUCGAGCCUUUUGAACAUCUCCACCAACAGCAGCAACGCCUCCAACCUGACCAGUAUCACCUACUACCCAUACUACCAGCACUCCCUGCCUGUGGCGGCCAGCCUCAUCCUCGCCUACCUCUUCAUCUUCCUGCUCUGCAUGGUGGGGAACGGUCUGGUGUGUCUGAUUGUGUUGGAGAACCGACGCAUGAGAACCGUCACCAACCUUUUCAUCCUCAAUCUGGCAGUGAGCGACUUGCUGGUGGGGGUUUUCUGUAUCCCGACUACACUGGUGGAUAAUCUUAUUACAGGUUGGCCCUUCACGAACACAGUGUGUAAGAUGAGUGGCCUGGUGCAGGGCAUGAGCGUCUCAGCGUCCGUCUUCACUCUGGUGGCCAUCGCUGUCGACAGAUUCCGCUGCAUUGUCUAUCCUUUCCAGCCCAAACUCACCUUGCUGGUUGCCAAGGUGACCAUCGUGAUGAUCUGGGUGCUGGCACUGGUGAUUAUGUGCCCGUCUGCGGCCACGCUGACCGCGGCUCAGGUCAAGCAUCAUUACAUGGUCCACAACCUGGACUACAAUCACACUUACCCUCUCUUCUCAUGCUUCGAGAACUGGGCUGACCCACAGAUGAGGAAGGUGUAUACCACGGUCCUUUUUGCCCACAUCUACCUGAUCCCGCUCACGCUUAUCACAAUAAUGUACGGUCGCAUUGGAAUCAAGCUCUACACCACCUCCGUCAUCUCUGGGAAUGAUCAGCAGGACAGCAGUGGUCACAACGCCACUCUUCCAGCCACUGGGGGGCAGCACCAUGAAGGCAGACCACUCAUCUCCCACAAGAAGAUCAAGGUGAUCAAGAUGCUUAGUGUGGUGGCCCUCCUAUUCACCCUGUCCUGGCUGCCCUUGUGGACCCUCAUGCUUUUGACUGACUAUGGUGGCCUGGACGAGGAAGAGCUGGAGUUUCUGUCUGGCUAUGUGUUCCCGUUUGCGCACUGGCUGGCGUUCUCCAACUCCAGUGUCAACCCCAUCAUCUACGGCUACUACAACGAGAACUUCAAGCGGGGCUUCCAGGCCAUUUGCAGGACACACUCGUGCUGUUGCUUCGCCAGAAGAGGUAGAAUGCAAAGACCUGGCAGAAUUGACCUGAGGGUUGGCGGGCAGAGGGACUCUGUGGGUAACUCCAACCCUCUGCCUUUUGGCACAAGGAACAGAGUGUACACCGAUGGAAACUUGAAGAACUGCAGAACGAGGCAGGAACAAGAACAGAACAGGGCUGCCUGCAGGGUCAGCAGCUCUGUCAGCAUGGAUGAUGCAGGGUCUGUUGCGGGCAAUGAGGCCAAAGGGGUUGCUGCUCAAAAGGGCCUGCAGAUGGAGGACCUUGGGAAGAUCAGUCCCAUAGGUGUGACCGUGAGUCAAGCCUGGGACCAGUAGAAGACAAUUAUUCAGCAACCGCUGAGACUCUGUGAUACCAGGGAAACCAUGAUGGGAACAAGUUGAAAAAACAAGUUGAGUGUUGGGAUUGAUUGACUGUUGUACACUGUUGCAGAGGAUGGCCUUCCCAAUGGCCUGGUAUUAAGUUUUAUCAGUUAUUGUCUGGAACAUAGUAGUCCAAGUUUGGGGUUUAACAAACCAUGUGUUUCAGACAUAACACCCAAAAGGAUGUUACACUACAGUUUCUUCUCUCUUCAGAUUCCCUUCAGGUUCUGCUCAUUGUCUACCCUUUCAAGUCCAAACUCAGAGGAAGAAAGGGCAGCUGUGGUGGAAAUGGGUUGUGCUAUUCUGAAGCAAAUUCCAAGUUAUCUAGUGUUGGGAUUGCUGUUGUAAACAGCAAAGGAUGAAACCUCUCUCAAAAGCCUGGUAUUAAGUUGUUAUAUCCGAGGUCCUCAAUUUGCAGUUUAGCAACCCGUAAUGUGUUUGGGUAGAGAUCUGUUUUGACAUACACAGAGAGAGCAUCCAUCUCUAACAGUAAACGGGUCUGCAUGGUAACUACUGCACUGCAGGGGAAGAGCGAACACUUUUCUUAGCACUCUGCAAUAGAAAGAAUUCAUCAUUGCCAAAAUUACAGAAUAGCACAGAUUUUUUCUUAGAUGUGUGUGGAUGUGUAUCCUUGUGUGUGAUCAGGAAGGCAGGCAUGUUGAGGUUGUAGGCAUGCAGUAUGUGUGUGUGUGUGUGUGUGUGUGUGUGUGUUUCUGAUUUGAGGGUCGACCUGAAUGACCUUUGUUUGGGAUGUGAACAAUGUGAGAAUGCCCUGUGUCUUAAGAGUUUAUAACAUUUCCGAAGGAGAUGGACUGAUAUAAUGGAAAAAGACUUUGUGUCUAUUAAGGACAUUUUAAGGACAAGUAGCAGUUUGCAUGAUGGACGUGGACGUGCCAUUCAUAAGAAUGCAUGUUGAAGGAGCUUGUACAGAGCUAAGACAGCGUACUUCAGACUCGGAGGUCUUAUGAAGGAAAGAUUGGGUUACACUUUAUAAGGAUAGUCCACUUUAGAGGCUUUGUAAAUACUUAGUUUACUUUUAAGUUACAUUCAAGUAAGUAUCUGCUAAAUUGACCUUAAUAAGUCUAAACCUGCUCUAAUCUUAACCCUAAGGUUAACCCCUUAAAA
Molecule: messenger RNA, 2868 nt
Organism: Pygocentrus nattereri (red-bellied piranha)
Lineage: Eukaryota; Metazoa; Chordata; Actinopteri; Characiformes; Serrasalmidae
Gene: npffr1l2
Product: neuropeptide FF receptor 1 like 2
Exons: 5
Coding region: 202-1698 (498 amino acids)
Biological process (GO): G protein-coupled receptor signaling pathway
Cellular component (GO): membrane
Molecular function (GO): neuropeptide receptor activity; peptide binding
Source: RefSeq, a predicted model, not a curated record